Messenger RNA from Lindgomyces ingoldianus, 1120 nucleotides. RefSeq lists its product as uncharacterized. The coding region runs from base 151 to 972 and encodes 273 amino acids. The transcript has a single exon. NCBI's taxonomy places the organism in Eukaryota, Fungi, Ascomycota, Dothideomycetes, Pleosporales, Lindgomycetaceae. The record is from RefSeq and is a predicted model, not a curated record.
CGAGCUUCCUGAUUCCUGGGAUGCGGUGAUAGCUUUUUUUGUGCGAUCGUCGUGUUCCUUCUCUUAUUCCCGUCAGCGCCGUCAUUUUCCAAUUUCUUUGCUCUUCUUUCAUUUCAUUGCUGGUGUGCUUUUAUGGGGCACAAGUCAAUUAUGACCAUUGGAUAUUCAGACUUGGAAGUUGCGCCGCAAACACCAUCGACAGGGCCAGUACCGAUCAAAGAUCAUUCUGCAGGCCUCAUAGUGGAGAGUAACGAUACGCACAAGAUCGCAGGAGAACCAUAUUAUUACGACCCAGACAACAACCUCCCGCCAUAUUCGCAAGAAAAACCGCGGCGAAUAUGCGGCGCCGAACGAAGAACAUUCUGGAUCGUCCUCGCGAUCAUCGCUGUGCUAAUAACAGCAGCGGCAGUAGGUGGAGGAGUCGGAGGUGUGGUAUCAAAAAACAAGUCCUCGACACCUAGCUCCGCACAAACCACAACUCCCUCCUUGUCAUCCACGUCGCAAAUCUCGACAGGCUCAACAACCCCCACAUCUACAUCUACAGAUAUUAGAAGCACGACAACGCUUAUCGGCCCAACCCGCACCCUCGCCCGCGACUGCCCAUCCGCCAACAACUCCAUCUACGACAUCAGCUAUGGUUCUUCCUCCACAAUGUCGUGGCGCAAGCUAUGUAAUAUGAACUUCCGGUCCGUAAAACGCACACCCGCGAACCCAGACAACGUUGUCAACACGGGCACCAAGAGUUUAAACGACUGUAUCAACCUCUGCGCAUCCUGGGAUCAGACAAAUCAGACACUAAUCAAGAGUGGGAAAGCGUUCGUGUGUAAUGCCGUGUGCUGGAUUAAUACGUUGGAUGCGGAUUUGCCGGGUCAGUGCUUUGGGUUUACGACGCAAAAUGAUACGAGUGGAUUUGUGGUUGAUGAGACACGGAAAUGCGAUACAGCGGCUUGGAUUAAUCAGUCCUUUGGUUGAUACCAUUGUUGUUUACUCUUUAUGUGGGCGUCGGUUUUUGUGGGCGAGCGAGGGCGGGCUGUUUGGUGCACGCCAUGCAUUCCUAAAGGCGGCGUUAUCGGGGUUCUGAAUGGCAGCUAAAUAUACAAAUAUACAUUUUCGAAUCUCG